Messenger RNA from Phasianus colchicus (ring-necked pheasant), 5410 nucleotides. The record is from RefSeq and is a predicted model, not a curated record. Lineage: Eukaryota; Metazoa; Chordata; Aves; Galliformes; Phasianidae.
CCCGCCGCCCUGCCUGCGCGGGCGUGCGCGGCUCGGCCGCAGCGGAGCGCGGGGCUCCGGAGGGCUUCGCGCUGCCUCGCUCCCCUCCCCGCGGCUCCCCCACCGCCGGGCUGGAUAUGUGGAUGCUCACGUGAAGAUGGAUGUAGCGAUCGGGCUGCUGGGGCUGCUGACGGUUCUGCUGGAGGGCAGCUCCGGGCAAGGGGUGUACGCCCCCCCCACUGUGCGUAUCGUGCACUCAGGCCUGGCGUGCAACAUCGAGGAGGAGCGCUACUCGGAGAGGGUCUACACCAUCCGUGAGGGUGAGACGCUGGAGCUGACCUGCCUGGUCACCGGCCAUCCCCGACCACAGAUCAGGUGGACCAAAACAGCGGGAAGUGCCUCUGACAGAUUCCAAGACUCGAGUGUCUUCAAUGAAACGCUGCGGAUAGCCAACAUCCAGCGCCACCAAGGAGGCCGCUACUACUGCAAGGCCGAGAACGGCCUGGGCUCACCGGCCAUCAAGUCCAUACGAGUGGACGUGUACUAUCUGGAUGACCCAAUAGUGACAGUCCACCAGAGCAUCGGUGAAGCAAAAGAGCAGUUUUACUAUGAGAGAACUGUGUUCCUCAGGUGCGUGGCCAACUCCAACCCGCCCGUCCGGUACAGCUGGAGACGUGGCCAGGAGGUGCUGCUGCAGGGCUCUGAUAAGGGAGUUGAGAUCUACGAGCCCUUCUUCACACAGGGGGAAACAAAGAUCCUGAAGCUGAAGAACCUCCGGCCUCAGGACUAUGCCAACUACAGCUGCAUCGCCUCAGUGAGGAAUGUCUGCAGCAUCCCUGAUAAGAUGGUGUCCUUCCGACUCUCCAACAAAACAGCAUCCCCUUCCAUUAAGCUCCUGGUGGAUGACCCGAUAGUGGUGAACCCUGGAGAAGCGGUCACCCUGGUCUGUGUGACAACAGGAGGGGAGCCAGCCCCCAGCCUGACGUGGGUGAGGUCUGCCGGCGGCCUGCCUGAGAAGACUGUCCUCAAUGGUGGGACAUUGACCAUACCGGCCAUCGCGUCAGAGGAUGCUGGCACCUACAGCUGCGUCGCCAAUAACAACGUUGGAAAUCCUGCCAAGAAAUCCACCAACAUCAUCGUAAGAGCCUUAAAAAAAGGACGUUUUUGGAUCACCCCUGAUCCAUAUCACAAAGACGACAACAUCCAGAUUGGGCGAGAGGUGAAAAUCUCCUGCCAGGUGGAAGCUGUCCCUUCGGAGGAGCUCACAUUCAGCUGGUUUAAAAAUGGGCGGCCCUUGCGAAGCUCUGAAAGGAUGGUCAUCACACAGACUGACCCCGACGUAUCGCCUGGCACCACCAACCUGGACAUCAUUGACUUGAAAUUCACAGACUUUGGGACGUACACGUGUGUCGCGUCUCUGAAAGGAGGUGGCAUAUCGGAUAUCAGCAUCGAUGUCAACAUCUCCAGCAGUACAGGUAAGGAGGCUUUCUCUGCUUUCAGUUUUGCAUCUGUGUAGCCAGCUUAUAGCUUUCCUCGACUCCUGGGAGAAAAAGGUGAAUACGCAGUGCUUCUCAAUAUUGGGAUAUCCAAGCAUGAUAUAAAUCGUGAGGUGAGUUGCUUUGAUUAAAAGAUUAAGUGGCACGUGAUGCUCUCUUCCAAGAGCACACAAAGGUCUGAUUUAUUCAGUUAUGCCUGCUUUUAUUGUCAGGAAAGUUAUUGCUUCUGAGAAAGGUCUUUAUUGGCCUUUAUUUUGGACUUAGAGGCUGUCUGGAGUCAUCAAAAACUAGCUGGUAGGAAAUGACACAGAAAAGCGGGUGGGUGUUAUGUUAAGCAGACUGAACCCAUCCAGCUGCUCUCAUCGAACAGCGAGUGCCAAGAACAGCGGAAGGAGUUCUCUUUUUUCUUAAGGAUUAUACACUGCUUGUUGGUGGAUCAUGAGAUUCCCAACAGGGAAGAAGUUUAAGAUACCUAUUAUGCGUAUUUCCAGAUCAGUGACUGAAAUGUCUCUCUUUUGCAUGAGCUAAAACCUUGGCUAUUACCUUGACUGAUAAUAAAUGCCUUGUUGUGGCUGUGGUGUAGGACUGUGUAACACAACAUUAAUUCUCAGCUUUUCUUUAUCUCUUUGCUAAUAGCUUGCUUAUAACCAACACAUUUCUCAGGCUUUUUCCCCCAGUAGUGGAGUUUAAUAACUGAGGUAGCCCAUGUUAAUAUCAUAAACCAGAGAGCAUUCUGAAUGCAGGACUUUUUCCUCCUGAAAAAUCAGCUAAAGCCAAAAAAUAAGGGUUGGCAGUUUGAUUUCUACAGAAAUAAAACAGCAAACAGAAACAAGCCAACAAACACUUCUGUUUUCAGAACACUAUUUAAUGUUAAAACACGGAGACAAAGAGUGUCAGAAUUACAACUGCUCUCCGUGUUGUCUUUUAUGUGAAGCACUGCAGUGCUUCCCUCAGACUGUGCAUGUCAUUGACUGGGGUAAGGCACGCUGUUUAGACAUGAUACAACAAAGAACAAAUUGAAAACCAUUUCUGUAGCGUGGAAAGAAAAUGUUUAACAGACAUUUUCUGACCCCUUUUUACCAAACACAUUCAAGAAAUUGCUUUCUACUUUUUCAGAGAGAUUAAUUGCAUUCCGUUGCAUCAAAUACGUCCAUAUUUCUAUUAUUUUCUCUUCUAGUAUUUUUUUUGUUUCACAAAUACAUAUCAUGUCUAAACAAUCUCACAACUGUCAUGAUAAAUUAUUGCUUAGGCUGUAAUCUUGGAACCUGCCAUCCAUCCUCAGUAAGACAGUGGUGCCGAUAGGAGAAUGGUUUUGCUUGCUGGUGUUGCAUUUCAUAGAGCAUGCAGGGCUUCCUCAGGACCAGUGCAGUUCUGUGUUGGCAAACUGUCCUGGUUUGGCCCUGAGCAGACAGCUUAGGAGACCUCAUUUCCUUGGUUCCUCCCAAGUUGACCUGUAGGUUACAAGUGUGUUGCACACGUGGUUUUAUCAGUGACAUGGCAGAGAUGAGAGAUGUAUAUGGAGAUGUUUUGACCUGUAAUAAACAUAGGGAACAAAUAAACAAAAUGAACUCAGGUAAGUCCAUGGGUCUGGAUAGGAGAUUUCUAAGGGACCUGACCAGGGCCACUUUAUCAUCUCUGAAAAUUCACAGUGACCUAACGAUGUCCCAUGAAGACUGGGAACAUGCAGACUUCAGCCUUUCUUCUAAAAAGGGAAGGAGAUGCAAGGAAGCCCAGGUGCCCAGCUCCACCUCAGUUCCUGUGAUGAUCAGGGAGCAAAUUGUGCCUGGCCCAACCUGGCUGCCUGCUGGGAUGGAAACCUGGGUCUGUGGGCAAGGAAAGGGAGGGGAAGCUGUUCGCAUUGGCUUCAGCAAAAUCUUGACAGCAGAUUUUGUAGCUUCUUUGUAGAUAACCGAAGUCUGGUUUGGAGAGGUGGGAUGAACUAUAACACAUGUUGUAAAAUGAGAUGCAAGGAAUUGUUGGUCACUGAUGCAAAGCCAAAUUUUGCAUGCGUGUAAGUGAACAGGCAGUCAGUGCUGAUGCAGUUCACCUCUGCAAUAUUUCCACCCUGAAACAUAACACAUACAUAUAUAUAAACCUUGCGAGACGGGAGGAAAAAAACACACAUUCCAUUUAGUUUUGUUCUUGUUUUGAACAUCUUGCUUCUUUUUAUGAAAUUGUGCAACUGUCAUUUACAAGUAUUUAUUGUUCCUGCUUGAUAAAUCCUGAAAUGAUCUUUUUUGUGCACUCGUAAUUAACUUCACAGUGGCUGUGCUGGAGUAGUGCAGGGACACUAUUAAUGCACAUCUCGCUAACAGGUUCAGAACUGAGUUGUAAAGAGAGGAUUGUUACAGAGUAAGUGCCAAGUUUGCAUGAUGGGAGUUGGAGCUUGAUGAUGCUUGAGGUCCCUUCCAACCCAAGCCGUUCUAUGAUUCUAUGAUGGAUAGCAAUGAUAUGCAAACUUUGUUGCCUGCUUGCUAGGAUGAAGCAGACAGUGAUGUCUCCGCAGUCAUGCAUUUCCACCUGGCAGAAAGUGCCAGCUGUACUAUCUGUACUCACUGGGGAUUCACUGGGGACAGCAACAGGAUGGAUUGGAAGCACGGGUAGAUGGCUGUACCUGUAACCCUGUCAGAGCUCCCACCAGUGGUGAUGGAUUAUGUCAGCCCUAUUGCACUACCCUGCAAUACUCAGGAAAAUCAGAGCAGGUAGAAAAGCCAUGCGCUUGGAAUCGGCCUCGUUUAGCAUCUCUGAAAGAAAUUCUGCCUAUUUGUGUGACUUCAUUACCUGAUUAAGUGGAAGCUGAAAUAGUUUCAGCGCACAUUUGAAGGUCAUUACUGAUUCAUCAAGAAUCAUUAGUGCCGUGGUAAUUGUGAACAUAAGGCCUGAGCGCAAACACGUUUUUUUCCAAAUGCCAGAGCUGGCGUUGGAGGCACCAAGUGCUGUGCUGGGUGCUGCUUCAUGGGCUCUGGGAUUGCUCCCUGUUCCUCAUGUCCAUCAGGCUCCUUCUGGAGCCACAAAGCCAGGCAGGGGCAGCUGCAUCUUCCCAAAAGAGGCAGGGGAUGUCUGGGUCUCCAGUAGCAGCAGGCUGGGCAGAGACACCCAGGCAUGGUGUGCCAGCCUGCUGGCAUGCUCAGCAUCAUGCUCCAGCAGGAAUGCUUUUUCCCUUGAUGUUUUGUACUUCCAGCAGGAAAGGCGUGUGAGUACCUUGUCUAAAUGGACCUGAAGUAAUCCCCUUGCAGCCUCCCCACUACAUCUCCGUAAGUAGGUCACUGAAUUGUGGAAAUAGAGACUCAAAGCUUGCGUCUUUGUCCUCUAAAAGCCCUGCCAGCCAUAAAACCAACCCUAGGCAAAAGCUGAAUGACAGGAUGGCUUUUUUAUGUGUGUUGUGGGGGAUCUGAAGGCAAGAGAAGUUAAUACAGCAAAAAAAAAAAUAAAUCAAAAACCAACAGCAAAAUGGGCUCAAGGUAACCCAAAAAGAGGUGGAUCAGAGGAGUGUGUGUGUCUUCCUUCAUAAUCGUUUGCUCUGUCUAAAUAUCAUAUUCAGAGAAGGAAAAAUAAGGCUUUAGGUCACGUAUGUUCUGCUGUGCUCAGUGUGGGUUCUUACUCUGUCCCUAUCCGCCUAAAAUCAGUAUCAGUACUGCAGGAGACAUAACAUCUGUCACUUCUGGCUUUUUCUCUUCUCAUCUUCCCCCUGGAGGCCGCAUUGUGCACUGAAAUGAGUGGUGCUUUCAAGGGGGUUAUUUUAACUGUUCUCUCUGGAUGCACUGCCCUGAAUUGCUGUCAGAAGGGCUGGGUGAAGUGGCUGAUGCUCCGGGCGGCAGGUAGCGGUGACCUUUCUUUAACUAAAAGAGCUCUUUCUACUGGUUCAGCCCAGAGUGGGUACAAUUGGAUACUCUACCUAAAGGGAGCCUACAAACAGGAGGGGAAUCAACUCUUUG